AUGUAUGGUUUACUUACCAUAAAUGAAGUUUCUAGUGGUUUGAAAUUAGCUGUACCUUUCCAACGGCCACCGCCGCCCCGCCCUCUUCAACCUCAAAUGAAGCAGCACUUGUGUUGCCAAAUCGAAGGAAAAAUAACCAAGAUCAAAAUGAAGCAGUUCAGGAUUUACGUUGUAACCAUACUAGUGAUCGUGGCGAAUUUGGCGGCGGUGGGAUGCAGUCAGAGGCAGCGGAGCCCCACCGGAUCCUCAUGCAUAAACCAGCUUGCUCCUUGCCUGAAUUAUCUUAAUGGAAACGACGAUGCAGAUGUGCCGGAUAGUUGUUGUGAUCCUCUCAAAUAUGUGAUUAAAUCCCAACCCGAAUGCUUGUGCCGUAUGAUGAGCAACAGGAGCAGCAGAGAAGCUGAGCGAGCGGGUAUCAAUGUGACACAAGCUCAACAGUUGCCCGGACGCUGCGGCCAGCACGUUAAUCCACUUGUUUGUCUUUCAGGUUCUCCGAAUUCUAAAACCUCAGUUGAAAAUUCUGCAUUCCCAUUGUUCCCAUCACACAGCAGCACCAUAAUUGUUGCAGCCAUAAACAUGGCUCUUCAGGGUUUGUUGUUGACGAGGAUAUGAACUAUACAAACACGC
This is a messenger RNA of Hibiscus syriacus, 627 nucleotides long. RefSeq names its product non-specific lipid transfer protein GPI-anchored 30-like. The transcript has 3 exons. Gene Ontology annotation, biological process: lipid transport. NCBI's taxonomy places the organism in Eukaryota, Viridiplantae, Streptophyta, Magnoliopsida, Malvales, Malvaceae. The record is from RefSeq and is a predicted model, not a curated record. The coding region runs from base 1 to 612 and encodes 203 amino acids. Gene Ontology annotation, molecular function: lipid binding.